Molecule: messenger RNA, 1161 nt
Organism: Penicillium maclennaniae
Lineage: Eukaryota; Fungi; Ascomycota; Eurotiomycetes; Eurotiales; Aspergillaceae
Product: GOLPH3/VPS74 family protein
Exons: 3
Coding region: 1-1161 (386 amino acids)
Biological process (GO): Golgi organization; Golgi vesicle budding; Golgi to plasma membrane protein transport
Cellular component (GO): trans-Golgi network; cytosol; Golgi cisterna
Molecular function (GO): phosphatidylinositol-4-phosphate binding
Source: RefSeq, a predicted model, not a curated record
AUGGCCUCAGCUGGGGGCUUGACACGCCGACGAGGCGGCGGUCGAGCUGCUGGCCCAGAAGAACAAGAUGACAGUCGAGUCUCGUCGCCUGUCUCGAGAAACAAUUCCGCCAUGGACAAUCGUGGCCCGGAGACCUCAUUCACCGCUGGGGAAAACGGCCACAAGAUCGCAUUCGACCCCCGCGACCUCAGUGAAACCGAAGAGCGAAGCAAGCAACCCAAGCUCACCUUGAUGGAAGAGGUGCUGCUGUUGGGACUAAAAGACAAGCAGGUGAGUUGCAAAGGAGGAAGAGGGGCCUGGCUAGACUGCCUCAGUGGUGCCAGCAAUCCGACCAAAGUCGAGUGUCUAACAUUUUGGGAAUCUUCGCAGGGCUACCUGUCCUUCUGGAACGAGAACAUCUCCUACGCCCUGCGCGGGUGUAUCGUUAUUGAACUUGCGCUCCGAGGUCGCAUAAGCAUGCAGAAGGACUCCUCGCGACGACGCUUUCCCCUAGCCGACCGCGUGAUCGAGGUCAUCGACGACACAUUGACCGGGGAGGUCUUGCUGGACGAGGCACUAAAGAUGAUGAAAUCGAGCGAGAAAAUGAGCGUGAACUCAUGGAUCGAUUUGAUGAGUGGCGAGACAUGGAAUUUGAUGAAGAUCGGAUACCAAUUGAAACAAGUGCGUGAGCGACUGGCCAAGGGUCUGGUGGACAAGGGUAUCCUGCGAACCGAAAAACGGAACUUCCUCCUCUUCGACAUGGCAACUCACCCGGUUGCCGAUAGCGGCGCCAAGGAAGACCUGCACCGUCGCGUGCGUAACAUCUGCAGCAACCGCACUGUGAUCAUUCCUCCCAGUCCGUGGCUCCCCGAGGACUCCGAAUUCCGCUAUCUGCGCACUGUGACGAUGGUGUGUGCAGCAUACGCGGCGAACGUAUUGGAGAAUGCCCUGGUCACAAUGAGCCACGAAGCGCGUGAGAGAGCCUUUGCUCAGGUGGAUGAGCUAUUGGCAGAGUACUCGCAAUAUCCGUUUGCUCGGCGGGCAGGUGGGUCGCAGGCGAUUGGAGCCAACCUAGCCCAGGCCAUCAACGACGAGGCCAACAAGAACAAGGACCGAGAGCUCCAAUUGGAGAUUGUCGCCGCAUGCUUGAGCGUUUUCACCAGACUUGAUUCUUUACUUUAA